This is a messenger RNA of Ctenocephalides felis (cat flea), 1347 nucleotides long. RefSeq names its product puromycin-sensitive aminopeptidase-like. The record is from RefSeq and is a predicted model, not a curated record. NCBI's taxonomy places the organism in Eukaryota, Metazoa, Arthropoda, Insecta, Siphonaptera, Pulicidae. Gene Ontology annotation, biological process: peptide catabolic process; proteolysis. Gene Ontology annotation, molecular function: peptide binding; metalloaminopeptidase activity; zinc ion binding. Gene Ontology annotation, cellular component: cytoplasm. The transcript has 9 exons. Bases 1 to 1347 code for a protein of 448 amino acids.
AUGACGUUUUGCGAUGCUACCAGUUUCAUUGUAACGAGUUAUGGUUUUUUCAGAAGCACCUACACAAAUUUCGAAGGCAAGACAGCCUACGCAGCCUUAACCCAUUUCGAGACGAGUGAUGCCCGAAGAUGUUUUCCUUGCUGGGACGAGCCCUCAUUCAAGGCCACUUUUACGAUCAUUCUUUUGGUUCCACAGGGCUACACAGGAAUAUCGAACAUGACCGUCAAAUUUGGUGUCAAACAAGGAGACUUCAGGUGCAUCGAGUUCGAUCCAACUCCUCCUAUGUCGACAUAUAUGUUGGCAGUAGUCAUAGGUGAGUACGACUACGUGCAACUUUUGAGCAGUGACGGCGUACGUGUCAGGGUCUACACACCUCUUGGUAAAAAAGACUUUGGCAGAUUUGCAGUCGGAGUCACAUCUAAAGUCUUACCGUACUACAAGGAAUUUUUCGACAUGAAAUAUCCACUACCAAAGCUUGAUCUGGUCGCCGUCCCCGAAUUUCCAGCCGGUGCAAGCGAAUGCUGGGGCCUGCUGGCAUUCAGAGAUUCCGCCCUUCUCCUGGACGAAGUCAACGCGAGCGAUACGACAAAACAGUGGUGCUGUCUAUUGUUGGCGCACGUAGCUGCCACCCAAUGGUUCGGAGGAAUGGUGACACCGAGCUGGUGGACCGAAUCCUGGAUGUACGAAGGAUUUGCGCAGUAUGCAGAGUUUUUGUGCAUUCAACAAUUGUAUCCAGAGUAUGCGGUGUCCAGUCAGUUUCUGCAGGAUACUGCCUGGCGUGCCUUAGAUGCAGAUUCUUUGAGAAUUGCAAAACCUUUGCUGAAUCAUCCUUCGGAUCCUAUUGAAUCUGUUCUGGACGAUUCUUCAACUGAUAACGAAUUGAGGAGUGAUAAGGCUGCCACUUUAAUGAGGACACUGCACUCUUACGUAGGUGACAACAAUUUCCACAAGGGCAUCAACAUGUUCCUGACCAAAAAUAAAUUCAACACGGCAUCUUCCGGGGACUUCUGGAAAGCUUUAGAGCCAUCUGCCAGUGGCCGAACUGAUGUCAACCUGGACAUUCCAACCAGGUUAUCCUCUGAUCAGAGUGUUCGAAGUUCACCAGGGCGAAACCAGAAAUAUCACUUUGACUCAGGAGAGAUUCUUUUGCAGACGGUUGCUCAUUCAAUCCUGAUGGAAUCUCCGACGUUAGAAGUUCAAUUAAACAACGUAUCACGCGGUGACUGGAUCAAGGUGAAUCCAGGUUGCACAGGAUAUUACAGGUGUGUCUAUUCACCUUUUGCUGUCAGACACUUUUCCAAAGCUAUCAAGGAUGCCAGGUUGCCGCCCAACGACAGUUGGGACUGA